Molecule: messenger RNA, 1134 nt
Organism: Rotaria sordida
Lineage: Eukaryota; Metazoa; Rotifera; Eurotatoria; Philodinida; Philodinidae
Source: the annotation of a GenBank genome assembly
AUGAAAUUGUUUUAUAAUGAUAAAGCUACUAAAUUUUCAUCUCUAACACGUAUAUUUCAUAAAUUAUAUCAUACUAUAGGUCCAUUCAAUGUAUGGUUGAUUGGACUUUGUAUAUUAUGUUUAAUAUGUAUUACGUUAUUCUCAUUAAUCGAAUCUUGGACAAUAUUCUUCUAUCUUACAUUAGCACCUUAUCUGAUCAUAUUGACUUGGUCACUUCCAUUGACUCGUAUUGGCAGUUGGAAAGCAUUUACAUCUAUUAUUCAUCGUUUAUGUGGUAUUCUUUCUCUUUUAUUACCUAUGGGAUUGAUAAUAUAUAAUUCAUGGACGAAUGAACAUCCUCCAAGAUAUCUUUACUUUAUAGCUAUAUUAAGUGUUACUUUCAAUUGUAUAUUUGGUGCUCUUCUUAUUCCCCAAAGAAUUCCAAGUUUUGAUAUUCCAACAAUACGAGCAUUUGGUGUUGGUGUUACUCUUGGAUUAUCAUUUGUUGGAUGGUCAUUAGUAUGGUAUUUUGGUGCUCAAUCAUGGUUUGCUCCUUUUGGAUAUGUAUGUGCAAUCUAUAGUUUUAUUACAUGUUUUUUUGCUUGGAAUGAUUCUGUACAACAUAUUUAUACUAAUAUGACAAAUCCUUAUUAUGCUACACAACUUGAUUUAGAAUAUUUCAAACCACCAAAACGACCUUAUCAAGUUGGAUUAAAACAUAAACCUUAUAAAUUAUGGGAAGUAUUUAUAAGAUUUCCAUUCAAAUCUGUUCAUCCAAAAUUACAAGAAGUUACAGUAACACCUUCAUCAGCAGCUGUUGUUUUUACUGUUACAUUAACUGCUAUAUUUUCAUUGACAACAUUAUUGCAAUGGCAUUAUAUUUAUUGUGGACCAAAUGGAAUGAUACUUCGUCAUGAAUUAUUUCCAUCUUAUACGAAAUAUUCAGCAUAUUUAGCUUUACUUGCUGCUGUUGCAAAUAAUUUUGGUACAUUUGCUGGAACUUUAGUUGUUCAACAGAAAGUAUCUUCAUUUUGGGGAGCUUUUUUUAAUGCUAUUGGACUUUUAAUACCUGUUGUUGGAAUAUUAAGCUUUCAAUUACGUAUACCACAUGAAAAUACUUUGUAUUCAAUUUUAUUAAAUAAAUGUUCUACUUAA